This is a messenger RNA of Sceloporus undulatus (fence lizard), 7241 nucleotides long. It is a transcript of the gene AMOT, whose product is annotated as angiomotin. The transcript has 13 exons. The record is from RefSeq and is a predicted model, not a curated record. Gene Ontology annotation, molecular function: signaling receptor activity. Gene Ontology annotation, cellular component: bicellular tight junction; lamellipodium; cytoplasmic vesicle. Bases 719 to 3454 code for a protein of 911 amino acids. Gene Ontology annotation, biological process: establishment of cell polarity involved in ameboidal cell migration; angiogenesis; actin cytoskeleton organization. Lineage: Eukaryota; Metazoa; Chordata; Lepidosauria; Squamata; Phrynosomatidae.
CUCCUGUCAUAAUCCGGCACUCAGACCACUACUGAACACUUUCCCUUUUGGUCACUUUCAGGUCUUCUUUCCCUUGAUCAGCCUUAGACUCCUUAACUUUUCCUUUCCCUUUCUUCAUUAAUCUACUGUAUUGAUAAUUUUAGGCUCUGGAAUGGCAGACUUUUGUUUCCAAACGGGAAGAACCAGGACUGACUUUGGAUUUCCUCAUCCUCCAUUGUUUGGCUUUAUUUAUUUAAUUCAGCUUCCUCUUAAACUUGGAUUGCUUGCAAGCCUCUUUGCAUUCCUUCAUUUUCUUCUUCUCUUCCAAAUCCAUUUAAUUUGGAGAAAGUCUGGGCUACUCUCCUUUCUUUCUUUCUUUCUCUCUUUCUCCUUUUGUCUGCUUUUCUUUUUUUAAUCCUUUCUGUGUCUUUAUUGAGGAAGCUAUUUUAGAGACAAGGCUCAUGUUUCAGCAGAAAGAUACCAUUUUGGUUUGGCAUAAAUUAAAACAAGGGAGUAGUAAAAUGACAAACAAGAGCAAGAAACGGUGAAUCGAAAAGUAUGAAUGUCCUAAAGCCUGACGGCAUUGUCAAGUAACCCAAAUUACCAAAGAGUCCAAAAGAAGACUAGUUUGCUUGACUUGUGGGGAGAAAAGCAUCCGUAUCUCCUGAUGUCUCUCUUCUGACUCCCAAGAGCCAAAGCGCCCCCUUUCACCCUCCACCCGCAGGGCAUCGCUGUUGAGAUGAGGACUUCAGAAGAGCAGUCGGCCACGACAGUUUUACAGCGAUUGCUGCAGGAGCAACUCCGAUAUGGCAACCCGAACGACAACCGCAACCUCCUCGCUCUGCACCAGCAAGCCACAGGCAACGUGCCUCCUUUUGCUGGCAAUGGGAACCCGGGGGCUCCCGGCGAAGGGCUGAGCUCCCAGGACCACCAGCUUGGGACCCAUGUGGCCCGCCAGGAGCCUCAGGGCCAGGAGAUUCAGCUGGACAACAGUGUCAUGGAGAAGCAGCUCUCCCCGAGGCUCCAGAAUAGCGAAGACCUCCCGACUUACGAGGAAGCCAAAGUCCAGUCUCAGUAUUUCAGGGGCCAGCCGCACGCCAGCGUUGGGGCGGCGUUUUACGUGACUGGCGUUUCCAAUCAGAAGAUGAGGACGGAAGGGCGCCCCACGGUCCAGCGUGUGAGCCCUGGGAAAGUCCACCAGGACGAGGGGCUGAAGGACUUGAAGCAAGGACACGUCCGCUCCCUGAGCGAGAGGCUGAUGCAGUUGUCAAUGGCCACAAGUGGCGUGAAGGCCCACGCCCCGGUCACCAGUGCCCCCCUCUCUCCACUCUCCCACCAGCAGACCAAUGACUUCUAUAAGAAUUCGGGGCCACCGGCCCCUCCGCAGCCAAACAUGAAAGGGAUGGAGCACAGGGGGCCACCCCCAGACUAUCCAUACAAAAAUAUGUCCGGCCCACCCAUGAGCUGCAAGCCACAGGACCCUGGGCACUUCUAUGGUGACCAUCGCUUGGCCCAGCAAAGCCGGUCGGACGGACCGAUGAUGAGGUACCAGCAUCCUCCAGAAUAUGGAUCGUUCAGGCAGAACCUAGACCUCCCAUUGCAACAGCAGCAGCCGUUUGUGCCGAGGCCCCCCCACCAUCACAGCCCGACGUCAUCGCUGACUUCCUUGGGUUCCCUGACGCUGGUCCAGUCCUUGCCGCCUUCCCGGCUGUCUCCUUCCCAGCACCAGCCUCCCCUGACCCCCAGCCAAGGAGAUCCUUUCUCUCUGCCACGGACCCAGCCGCUCUUCCUCUCCAACCAGAUCCACCAAGGAGAUCUCUACCGGCUUUGCCAACCCGUCAUCGGGCAACAGCAGCAGCAGCCACAUCCGGGGGAUUCGUACUCGGGGCUGCAGCGGCCUCCGCCAGCGCCGUCUCCUUACCAGCAGAUGCCGGUGGAUCCCUUCGUCAUUGUCUCCAGGGCUCAGCAGAUGGUGGAGAUCCUCUCGGAGGAGAACAGGUCUCUGCGCCAGGAGCUGGACGGAUGCUAUGAGAAGGUGGCCAGGUUGCAGAAGCUGGAGACGGAAAUUCAGCAGGUCUCAGAAGCCUAUAAAAACCUGGAGAAGUCGUCCUCCAAGCGGGAAACCCUGGAAAAGGCCAUGAGGAACAAACUGGAAGGAGAGAUCCGGAGGCUUCAUGACUUCAACCGGGAUCUCCGAGAACGCAUGGAUACAGCUAACAAGCAGCUGGCAGAGAAAGAAUUUGAAGGCUCUGAGGAUAAUAGGAAGACUAUCUCCCAGCUCUUUGCCCAAAACAAAGAAACCCAAAGGGAGAAAGAGAAACUGGAGGUUGAACUGGCAGGUGUCCGUUCCACGAAUGAGGAACAGCGGCGGCACAUUGAAAUCCGGGACCAGGCUUUGAACAACGCACAAGCCAAGGUGGUGAAGCUGGAGGAAGAGCUGAAGAAGAAGCAGGUGUAUGUGGAGAAGGUGGAGAAGAUGCAGCAAGCGCUGGUUCAGCUGCAGGCGGCCUGUGAGAAGCGUGAACAGCUGGAACAUCGGCUCCGGACUCGGCUGGAGAGAGAACUGGAAUCCCUCCGGAUGCAGCAGCGCCAGGGCACCUCUCAGCAAGCCUCCGUCUCAGAAUACAAUGCCACUGCCCUGAUGGAGCUCCUGCGGGAGAAAGAAGAGAGGAUCCUGGCACUAGAAGCAGACAUGACCAAGUGGGAGCAGAAGUACCUGGAAGAGAGCGUCAUGCGGCAGUUCGCACUAGAUGCCGCAGCGACUGUGGCUGCUCAGAGGGAUACUACUGUGAUCAGCCACUCGCCCAGCGCCAGCUAUGACACUUCCUUGGAGGCCCGGAUUCAGAAAGAAGAGGAGGAGAUUUUGAUGGCGAACAGGAGGUGUCUGGACAUGGAGGGCAGGAUCAAGACCCUCCAUGCUCAGAUCAUUGAGAAGGAUGCCAUGAUCAAAGUCCUCCAGCAGCGUUCCCGGAAGGAAGCCAGCAAGACGGACCAGCUGUCCUCCAUGAGACCGGCCAAGUCGCUGAUGUCCAUCUCGAACACGGGUUCGGGAUUGCUGUCCCAUUCCUCCACCCUGAGCAGCACCCCAAUCCUGGAGGAGAAGCGGGAGGACAAGAGCUGGAAAGGCAGCUUAGGCGUUCUGCUGGGAACGGAAUGCCGCUCCGAAUCCAUUCCUUCCACCCCUUCGCCAGUCCUUCCCUCUACGCCGCUGCUGUCCGCACACUCCAAGACCGGCAGCCGAGACUGUAGCACUCAGACUGACCGUGGCAGCGACCAGAACAAAACCUCUGCUGCCUCCGCCUCUGCCUCCACUACCCCUCCGGUGCAGGCAAGGCUCCCAGCUGUGAAUCUAACCUACAGUUUGGACAAAGCAGAUGGUUCAGUUUUCCAUUCCAGCACUCUAGAAAGAAAAAACCCAGCUCAAAAUCUGGGGCAGGACCUCAGCGAUGGAGAAAUGGUGGAGUAUCUCAUCUGAAGACAUGGCAAGAGGCUGGAGUAGCUGGGUACCAGAAAUUGUGUCUCUUCCCUCCCUCCGGUAUUUUUUUAUUUUAUUAACAAAUAGCAAAUUUUAGUAUCUGAAUCAUAAAGGAACCUACAGCGUUGUGCUGUUUGUAUAUACUUUUCUCUUACUAUGGACAGGUUAACUUAAAAUUUGUUCCAAAAUGAUUAGUUUUGUUCACUUUAAGAACCCUACCUUUUUUUAAGAAAGAAAGAAAGAAAGAAAGAUACUGGAUCUGGGAGAGCAUCUGGAUUAAACUAAACCAAGGUCUUAAAUGCACUAAAAAAUUUUAAAAUGUCAGUAUUUUUUUUAAAAAAAGCAAAGAAACAAGACUUGUAUUUAAGAAAGAUCCAUGUUUUUUGUGUCAGAUGUCCAAAAUGCCUUUCCAAAAGCCUCCGGGUUUCUCAGUCGCCAGACAAUGUCACGGUGCUGUCGCUUUCUGAGUGUGUCUUCAGAUAUUCCUGAGACUCAUUGUCUGAACCACCAAGUGAUAGAAAGAAACUGUCGCUUUAACACUCCUUCUAAAAGGGUGUCCGUUUUUACAAAAACAAGAAGCCUCCGCACACAUUCCAGAACAGAAGAAGAAUGGCUAGUAUUCUCUCCCAACUACUUAGCUAAGUAUAAAGUAGGAAUUCCACAGAGCAAGCCUUGAUUUUGCAAUUUUAUAUAAGGGACACCAUUUUGCUAUGCCAUUGUAUUUAAUGGGACUUGAGCAUCCACAGAUUUUGUUAUCCAUGGGGAGUCCUGGAACCAAACCUCAGUGGAUACCAAGGGACCACUGUACUUAAGUCCCUACUACCUGUCAUGGCCCAAGCCUGGUGGAAACGUCGUUUAUCCAUGCUCCGGUGGCCAACAAAAUGGCUCUCCUUCUCCCUAUGCGGUUGAGUUGCCUGGUGAAGUAGGCUGGUGGAGGAGUUACGAUCAUGGCAGUAGGGUUACGAUCACGGUUAAGUACCAGUUGUAAAUUUGGAACAGUUACGGGUGAGUAAAUCUAGGUAACUGUUCUGUAUUCUCGACUGCUACUUAGAUUGUGAAACUACCGUGGUCCCUCCACAUUCGCUGGGGUUGGGGGUGAAGGACCCCAAUUAAUAUUUAACUUUGUUAUAGUAAUUUUUAAUUAAUUUUAUAAUCUUGUUUGUGAUUUUAGAUUGUGCGUCGUAGGUGGCCCUUGUUUCUAUUUUGGAUUGAUGUUUUCUCUCCUUUGUAAAGCGCAAUGGCACUAUACAAAUAAAAGUAAUAAUGAUGAUAAUAAUAAUAAUAAUAAUAAUAAUAAUAAUAAUAAUAAUAAUAAUAAUGUGGAAAACCUGCAAAUAAACACUUCUCUAGGAAUCUCCAGGUCCUCCAAUACAACUCUAUGGUCAACGUCUGCCAGAGGUUAACCAUAGAAGCAUAUUGGAGGACCUAUAAAUGCCCAGAGAAGUGUUUUCGCUAGGAAGUUCUACAUUUUCCAGCACAACUCUAUGGUCAAGUUGUGGUAGAGUUGCGCUGGAGGACUUAGAGGGAGCAUAUUAAUCCAAACCACAAAAUACCAAAUUGGCAAAAGUCAAAGCCAGAAAUGUGGAGGGCCAGCUGUAUUGCCACAAUCUUAGCUCCUUCCCAUCAUAAUUUACAGGCCAUCAACUACAAGAGAAGGAGGUCUAGUCUGCCAGUGAUGAAAGUAUGAUGUUUCCAUCAGGUUUAAAGGAUUCAGGUCAGUCUAUGCAUCUGAGGAAGUAGACCAAGUCUAUGCAAGCUGAUGCUACAACUCCUUUUGCCCAGUUAGUCUCAAAGGUGCUACAAGAUCCCUUGUCAUGCUGAUACUCCAGACUAACACAGCUAUGUCUCUGAAUCAUACUUAGCUAAGUUGCUGAUGUAGAAUACUGGCCAGUAACAUUGAUGUCCACCAUGUGCCUACAACUUGGAUGUAGUUUCUUUUUCUCGUUCCUCUCGUCCUGUCCUUCUGUUGAAUAUUUUGAGAUGAAAGGAGGCUUUGCCAUUUCCCUAUACUGUAUGUCAAAGGGCUUUGCAAAAGCCUCACAGCGGGAGAAGGAAUAAUGGCCUCCAUUCAGCGUUUCAGUUCGCAAGCGACAUGAGUCCCGUUUUUUCUGUGGAGUUCCUUCCGUUGGAUUUGGUUGAGACCAAGUUCGUUCAGCUGGCUGGAUUGGAGGGAUUUUUGUACUGAGUUGAGCCGCUAAGGAAGGAAGGAAGGAAAGAAAGAAAGAAAGAAAGAAAGAAAGAAAGAAAGAGUGAAGCCUUGGUUCUUCCUGUGAACAUGCUGGAGACUUCUGAAUGCUGUAUUUUUCUCCUCUUUCCCCCCAAACGCUUUGAUUGUAAUCUGCUCAUUCCAGAAGACAACAACUUUCCUCUUCGGUGUAUAUUAAUAAUGUAAGACUUUAGUGCCUUACUCUAGAUAAGGGCUGGCAUCCUGUUGGCCACUGGCCUACUAGAGUUGUUCAAUGGUGAGCCAACAGAUUAAUCUCAUAAACUCAGUGGGUCUGCUUUAGUCAGGAUAAACAACAGGAUUUGGGCCAAUAGUUACAAUAGGAAUCAGCCAAUUGUUUAAGAAAUACUACAGGUUGGAAACCUCACACUUUCCUGGAACAUUCCUUCUGUCUUGCAAAGAAGGGUCUUUGAGAGAGAAUUUCUCUCUUCCUCUUCCUCCAUGGCUCUUAUCCUGGAGUUGACUUAGAAGAGGCAGAGAAAGCUGCUCUGAACAUCAUCCAAGAACCAGGUCCAAAUUGUGACAAAGAAACGCAAGGAAUGCAUCAUGUUCUGUAGUUAUGGGUAAUCUCUUUAAUAGGAAAAAAACCCCUCUAAUAGAAGGAAUUAUAGGUUGCAAUGGUGCAUCUGACCCUCUCCCAAAGCAAAAGGAAGGCUUGCAGGUUCUCCCCCAAAACGUGUUGGAAGGCUAGUGUUGUGUUUUCUUGCAGCGGUGACUCUUCUUCUGAACUGGGACCUUCUGGCUCAGAGUUUUAUUGGAUCGGUGCUUCUGAAUUAGCAGAAGGUGCCAGAGGAAGCAGGGCCUCCUGGGUUUGCAGUCGGCAUCCCUGGUGUUUGACAUAACCCUCUGCUAAGAAGUGCCUUGCGCCAGCCUCAUCAUUGUCAACUUUCUGUGUAAGGGAAUUACUUCCUCUGUUUCACCUCUUUUUUAUUUUGGGCUCUGCUGCUUUCAGGGAGCUUGGGAAGUUAGGACACGAACGGAUUCAGACAGGAAGCCAGUAGCCCCGGGACGUAACUUUUGCAGUUAUGUUGUAAGUUGUAACUACUUAAGGAAAACCAAACUGCACAUUUCUCCCAUUCUGUAAACUGCUUUGUACUGGAAUUGAGACAAGGAACUAUAAACUUGUGAUAACUUUUUGUUUUGUUUUUGGAGUUUGUGCUCGAACCAAACUUUUAGACUAAGAGUUUUAACACAAACUCGGAUAUUAGAAGCAGUGCUGUAGAAAGACUUUGUGUAAAGGAAAACUAUGUAGUCCUUUUCUGGGAAUGAAUCUGUGGACGAUGGACGCUCCAGGCAUCUUACCCGCAGCCGCUUUCCAUUGGGACCAGAAGGUUUGGGAAAGCGCUGCUGGGAGGAGGAUGCCAAGCGCCUUCACGUUUCCAGCUGUCUUGGGACUUUGCAGAAAUCUAAACACGUGGAAUGUGUCUCAUCUUUGCUUGGUGCCUCGAUAUAUCCCUUCUCCACUUGUAUAGGAACAUGCGCGUUUUGUAUGUCUAGAAUGUAAACCUCAUGAUAAUGGUAACUGUAUUGUAUUUAUGAAGAAAAUACAUCUCUUUCUGAAGA